Cryptococcus amylolentus CBS 6039 is the source of this 2226-nucleotide messenger RNA. RefSeq lists its product as hypothetical. The record is from RefSeq and is a predicted model, not a curated record. NCBI's taxonomy places the organism in Eukaryota, Fungi, Basidiomycota, Tremellomycetes, Tremellales, Cryptococcaceae. Gene Ontology annotation, molecular function: metal ion binding. The transcript is spliced from 5 exons. Bases 1 to 2226 code for a protein of 741 amino acids.
AUGGCGGACCCAGCCCCGCGUAGAUUCGGCACCGGUUCCCAGGCCGCUCUCGCUCCGCCCCCGCCACAGCGUACUCGUUCAGCAUCGUCUACCUCCUCUGCAAACCCCCCGGCAUUCGACAUCACGCUGGCAGCAGACAAGGCACAGCAAUGGCUGUCUACUUGGGCCCCCCGGGGCGAGGGUAAGGGCAGGGAUUUCAUCAUCAAUGGGCUCAACGGGGUGGCCAGUGUCGCCAGCACCGUUUCAAGCGGCCUCAAUGCCAGACACGGGGAUGGGGAGCUAUCCCACUUUGCCAACCGGUCCACAUCCAGCUUCCUUACUCCUUCCAACUCUUCCGCAUCCCCCUCGACCAGCCCUGAUGGACGAUUCAGCAUAUCCCCACCACCGCUUGGGCCUCUGCAUGCGCACUCUACCCCGCAAUUGGGCUUCUCUCAAGCUGCGGGGAGUGGAAGGAGGCCACCCCAGCCUGCCAAUCUCGCACGUCUGGGUCACUCGGUAACUACGCCAGCAGCCCCAGUCAUCUCAAACGGGCCGAGUGGUCUUGGCCAGCAACGCCCUAAAGCUGCCCAAAGUGGCAGUACAACUUCCCUCCCGACAGCCAGUCAUCGAGCUGCCCACGGUCCGUCUCACCUCGGUCCCAACGCCCCAGCUCACCGCCGCACUUCCUCGAGUCACUCCUACAACCGUCCCGCGUCUCUCAUUGCCAUGCCUGGUACUGGAAGCAAAUCGCCCAGCAUGUCUCGUUCGAGCUCGAUGACUGGCAUCUCGGCCGGGCCGUCUUUGAAGAGCGCGGGUAUGCCGUACAAGCCGGGCUUUCAGCCACAAGGGGUCAGGAAUGAUAGAACAGAAGAGUUCAUCGGUGCUAGAGAAGAAGUGGGGGCCGAAAGGGCCAAGGAAGAAGGACGGCUUGGGAGACGGUGGGCCAAGGCAAGUCGACUACCCACAUCAUCGUCAUCCUCCUUAUCGCUCGCAUCUGCCGCCUCGGACAAACGUCGCUCGAUAAUGUCAAUCGAUGGUGCCUUGGAGGCCUUGAAACCCAAGGACAUGUUCAAGGGAUUCAAGGCUGGAUCUGGCCCAGGCGGGGACGAGGGAAGAAAGCGGGCUGCUGAGCAAACCAUUGUCAAGUGGGAAGACGAUUCAGAGGUCAAGAAAUGUAGAAUAUGCUCCUCCUCCUUUUCGCUCUCCAACCGCAAGCACCACUGCCGCCUAUGUGGGCGCAUAGUAUGCUCCCUUCCCCCAACACCCGCAGCUCUCCUGGCCGUCGAGAUCCAGCUCUUCGCCCCUGCUGACCCGUCUGCGUCCAACCAAACCCAGGCGGGUCUUCCCAUUGGCACUCGGAGAGACAGGUGCUCUCUACUUCUCGUCGCGGACUGGAAAACAGGCCGAGGUGAAGAGGUCGAAGAAGGCUUCGUUGGCUGGAUGAAGACUGCAAACGGCGAAGACGGGGAAGAUGGGGAAAGAACGCCGAGGCCGAACGAGACAGACGAUGCUGUACUAGAGUCAAAGCUGGUACCCCAACAGCCGAAGGAAGUCCAAGUCAAGGGGAUGCGUGUCUGUAGGGAAUGCUGGUCUGUCGUAUCCCGGAAACAGAAAAUGCAAGAUCGGCAACGCGUCUCGGGCUUUACGCGUCUUUACCAAGCUCUCCGCACGCUCCAAAGCGAAAUCGAAGAGCUCUCCAUCGAACUGGAUGACCUGCUCUCCGACUUUGCCUCAUCCGCCAUCGAAUCGUCUUCCUCGUCAUUUGACCCUUCGCCGGAGCUCCUCGCUACUCACCGGCAACUCGUCGCUCUCUUUACGCAGUACGAGCACCUAUCUAAACGCCUGUCCAGCCUUCCCUGCCUCGAGAAUUCCGGAUCGCAGGCGGUCGUGCAGGGUAAUAUAGCAAGGAGUGCAGCGGCAUUCAUGGCUCAGGAAAUGGGGCGAUUGCAAGCAAUACCGCGCUUACAAAAGCGGGCGGCGGAGGCAAAAAAGAAGGGGAUGGUGAUCAACGAAGUGACGCUAGCGCAGCUGGAUCUUGAAGACGAGAAAGAAGAGGAGAGUGGGGUAGACGAUGUGGCUGUCUUGUUACAGCCCCUCCUGGAACAAGAAGCACAACUAGAACUGUACAUUUCAGACGCCAAUGCCCAACGGAAAUAUGAAGAUAGCAAAGCCCUACAGGAGGCCCUGAACGAAAUCCGUGCAGAGAUUGGCAGGGUCACCCUGGGGGCAUCACAACGCCAAAGAUGA